AUGCUCACUUCCGUGGGCCGGGCCGCCGUAUGUCGCGUUCAGACAGCCCGCCUUUCUGCUUCCGCUCCCUCUGCCGCUCAAUUGCUCUGCCGCCAGUCGGCCAUAAAGACUACACUCCCCAUUCGAAGUUUCACCGUCUCAGCAUGGUCCCCCUCUCCUGCCUCCGGCGAUAAGAAGGCCGCCAAGAAGACGACGACCACUACCACGAAGAAGGCUACCCUCACCACCAAAUCCAAGUCUAAGGCGACUGAUAGCAAGGCCAAGUCCCAGACCAAGGCGAAGCCCAAACCUAAGGCUGCUGAGCCAAAGCCUAAGAAGGUCAAGAAGGAGGUUGAUCCGGAGAAGGUCAAGAAGCUCGAAAUCCGGGAGCUUAAGAAAUGGGCGCUCAAAGACAAGCUGGCUCUGCUUCCGGCCAACACUUGGGUACUUUUUGCGUCCGAGAACAAAGGAAACCUCUCAGGAACUGGUGGAAUCACCCAGCAGAUGACUGAGCUGUCCGAGAAGUUCCGUCAACUGACCGAAUCCGAGCAUGAAGACUUCCAUCGCAGAGCCGUUGCCAACCGCCAGAAGAACCUAGCGACUUAUAAAGCUUGGGUUGAGACUCACGAGCCGGCGCGCAUUUACGUGGCUAACAAAGCCCGCCGCCGCCUCUCUUUCCUAACUGGCAAGCCUUACAAGCCAAUCUCAGAUGAGCGUCUGCCCCUGCGCCCUUCAGGCUCUUAUUCCCUUUACCUUGUCGACAACUGGAACAAAAGCCAUGCCGAGACUAGCCAGACCAAGUUCAAAGAAAUCAGCGAGUCCUGGAAGGACGUGAACCCUACUGAGAAGGCCCUAUAUGAGCAGCGCGCCGCUGACGAAUCUGUCAAGUACAAGGCCGAGAUUGAGAAGCUUGAUGCGCGCGCAAAGGUCAUCCAGGAAACUGGACUUGCCUAG
Molecule: messenger RNA, 933 nt
Organism: Fusarium mangiferae
Lineage: Eukaryota; Fungi; Ascomycota; Sordariomycetes; Hypocreales; Nectriaceae
Exons: 2
Coding region: 1-933 (310 amino acids)
Source: RefSeq, a predicted model, not a curated record